CUUGCAACGCAGGAAAUGUCAGCUGGCGGUUGCCGUAAUUAUUCAUUGUAAAAUCUGUGAUAAAAGAUUUACUCGAAGAGUUUUCUGUGAUAUAUUAUUUAAAUCAGCAAUAUAAAAGGCCACAAUGAAAAAUUAACAUAAAGUGAAAAUAUGAAAUAUUCUCAAAAGUGGCCUGCGAUUUCACUUGCAUUUUUAUGGUUUGUGACGAGAUAAAAUGAUAAAAACUCUGACUGAACUGUCUUAAUUAUUCUUUAUUUUCAUGUUGUUAUUGUUUAAGUGUUAUCAAGUGUAAAUAAUAAACGCAAGUGUGUUAUAUUGUUGACCCCAUAUCUUGAUUGCACCUGUCACCUGGGGAUUUUAAGUUCAUUUGUACCAUCAGACCAUUUAAAGGAUUAGUUAUUAUAUAGCUAAAAACUCAACAAAACAGCGAUCAUGAACGGAUCGGAAUCCGGGUUCAACCCGGCAUUUAACAUAGCCACAAUUAAACAAGUUGUAAAUGAAGCAAUAGAGAGAGUCGCGCCGGUUUCAGUACGGAUGCAGACUCCCACCCGUCUUAGGGAUCUGAUCCGUCAAAUUCGUGCCGCCAGAACGGCUGCGGAAGAACGGAGUGUUGUGAAUAAGGAGUGUGCAUAUAUACGAUCAACGUUUAGAGAAGAAGACAGUGUCUGGAGCAGAUGUCGCAACAUAGCGAAGCUCCUUUACAUCCAUAUGCUGGGUUAUCCAGCGCAUUUUGGUCAACUGGAGUGCCUGAAACUGAUAGCCAGCCCUCGCUUCACGGACAAGAGGGUUGGAUAUUUGGGUGCGAUGCUGUUAUUGGAUGAACGGCAAGAUGUACACUUGCUCAUCACUAAUUGCUUGAAAAAUGACCUGAACAGCAACACACAGUUUGUUGUGGGGCUAGCGCUCUGUACACUCGGGGCUAUCGCGUCACCAGAAAUGGCGAGAGACCUCGCAUCAGAGGUGGAACGUCUGAUAAAGUCCCCGAACGCCUACAUCAAAAAAAAGGCAGCCUUAUGUGCCUUCAGGAUUAUAAGAAGAGUACCAGAUUUGAUGGAGAUGUUCUUGCCGGCUACGAGAAGUCUGCUUACUGAGAAAAAUCAUGGUGUUCUUAUCACGGGCGUGACCCUUAUCACGGAAAUGUGUGAAAAUAGUCCGGACACUCUGAAUCACUUCAAAAAGAUUGUGCCGAACCUGGUGCGAAUAUUGAAGAACCUCAUCCUUGCUGGUUAUUCACCGGAGCAUGAUGUUAGCGGUGUUUCCGACCCAUUCCUUCAGGUGAAAAUUCUCCGCCUGCUCCGAAUUCUAGGCAAAAACGAUGCGGAAGCUUCCGAAGCGAUGAACGACAUCCUUGCCCAAGUCGCCACAAAUACUGAAACGAGCAAGAACGUUGGCAACACAAUAUUAUACGAAACUGUACUCUCUAUCAUGGACAUCAAGUCUGAAAGCAGCUUGCGUGUUCUGGCCAUCAAUAUUUUGGGGCGUUUCCUCCUUAAUAAUGACAAGAACAUCCGAUAUGUGGCGCUCAAUACGCUGCUGAGAACUGUCCAUGUCGAUACGUCAGCGGUUCAGCGGCACAGAACAACUAUAUUGGAGUGUUUGAAGGACCCAGACGUGUCCAUACGUCGUCGCGCGAUGGAGCUCUCCUUCGCCCUAAUCAACAGUCAGAACAUCCGUGCAAUGAUGAAGGAGCUACUUCUCUUUCUGGAGAGGUCUGAUGCGGAGUUCAAAGCGCAUUGCUCCAGUGCCAUGGUUCUGGCCGCUGAGAGAUACGCCCCGUCGUCCAAGUGGCAUUUGGAUACGUUGUUCCAAGUCCUAUUGAAGGCCGGGAAUUACCUUCGCGAUGAUACAGUAUCGAACACGAUACAGAUAAUUUCGUCUGCGCCCGGCGAGAGGCAGGCGUACGCGUCUCAGAGAUUGUGGAUCUCUUUGGAAAGAUCAGCUGUUUGUGGCGAUUCCACUGAGAAACAGCCAAUUAUUCAGGUGGCUGCUUGGACGAUAGGAGAGUACGGAGACAUGUUGGUGUCUGAAGCCAGCAAUGCCAUAUCCAUGGUCGAUGAUGAUGGAAUUGAUGAAUUUGUCCGUCCGUCGGAAGAAUACGUGAUCGAUAUAUACCAGAAGCUGUUGUGGUCCACCCAACUGUCAAUCACCACGAAGGAGUUUCUUCUGUUAUCUCUGGCCAAGCUGUCAACUCGAUUCACCACACAACCCAGCCAAGAUAAAAUACGCGUCAUCAUUGAUACAUUUGGCUCCCAUAUUCACAUAGAGCUGCAACAACGUGGUGUUGAACUGUCGCAGCUGUUUAGACAAUACGCUAACCUUCGACCAGCGCUCCUAGAGAGAAUGCCGGCCAUGGAAGUGGUCAGCACGGGAGAGAGAGACGACAGCGACACAGAAAUUGAACCAGCUGCGCCUGCGCAUACAACGCAACCCGAUCAGGACGCGCUAUUGGAUUUAAUAAUUGGUUCGGAGCCAUUGUCCAAUGGAGAUGUGGAACACGCACCACCUGCCGCUAACAACAAUACUACCAAUGAUAUUCUCGAUCUCCUAAGCGGUCUGGACCUGACAGCACCUGCUCAGGCGCCAAUGGGCGUAAUGGGCGCGCCGAUCACCACGCCCAUGAGCGUAGCAAACAACAAUGUAUCGCCCCUACUUGACGGCCUAUUCACAUCGCCAGCCCCAAUUACACAAAUGCAAGCGCCGGAUACCAUAGUAACAGCGCUAGAGCGUAAUGGGCUCAAAGUGGAACUGCACGUUCAACGCGGAGGUGAGACGGCUACGAUCACUAUGAAGGCGCAUUCCACUGCUGACACCGCUAUGAGCGAGUUCCUCUUUCAAGCAGCCGUGCCCAGAACAUUCCGCCUGGACAUGAUGUCUCCAUCGGGGAGCGUACUCACUCCACAAGGAGAGAUCACCCAACUUCUAAAAGUUACUAAUCCUUCCAAGACACUGCUCCGUCUCAGAAUAAGGAUAUCAUACACAAUCGAUGGCAACCCAGUAUUGGAACAGGCGGAAGUCAACAGUUUUCCCACGGAUUUGUUCAACUGACGACCUGUCUAUUUCUAGUGUGGACAUUGGAACUACUCGCUGGAUGUUAGAUGAUAUUGUAUUGGAUGAUCUAUGGUAAAAACUAGAAAGUAUUGACUCAAUAAAUCAAUUUACAUACUGUAAUCAAAGGCAGCUUAAUUAUGAAAAAUAUUUUACUUUUUUGGAGCCAGUAUAUGCGACUUUCUCUUGAUUCUCAGAUUCUGAUUGAGAUUGAGCUUUUCAAUACUAUACAGUUUAUACUAAACAGUUUUUUUUCCUAAAUGCGCAAUUAAUAUUUGAAGGUACAAUAUAAAUGUUAAAUAAAAGUCCAACUACCCGCAAUAUCAUCAAUAUUUCGCGGUACAGUGUCUCAGUUGGCCAUAUUGGCUUCUAGAAAAUGGUCUGAGCAGCUUGAAUGGAUAUCGGUAGAUCCCUCACUUUAGAGAUUCUUUAACAUUCCACUUUAGAUUAUAUUGCUUAUAAGUAUGUGUACAUAAGGAUAAAUGUUAUGUAAAUUGCACAUAUUUCUUAUACUUCAAAAUUAUUUUCCACUCAAUAUUCCUUUUGUACAUAUAUUUAUGAGAGAACAACUAAAAGACUUAUUCCUUCGUGUGACUAGUGUCUAGGUCCCAACGUAACAAUGUGGGGGAGUCUUUGAUAACUGAUUUCAAAAACUACUCAUGAACUCCAAUAUUCAAAAUAUUUUAAAAAUUUUACUGUAACAAAAACCCUGUAUUUGACUAACAUAUCUAAAAUAUCUUUGUAGUAGCAGUCUUAGAAACUAAUAUCCAUAUAUUAUAUCAUCACAAUUCUACUAUAUACUAACUUAACUUGUCCAAUUAUCAUUAUUGUCAAGUAUUAUUUAUACAUAUAUGUAGAAAUCCUAAAUUUACAUUUCCAAAAAUCUUGACAAUCAUUUAGGGCCAUAAACACUCACUGUCUAUGAAAUAUUGUUUAUUGUAAUUUUAUAUGAACAGCUGAUAGGUCAACUUUUAAAGGUGAAUGACCCGAAGUUGUACUUUUUAAAUAAAAUGUAAAAUAUUAUACUAUAUUGCAUUGUACAGGGUUUUUGUUACAUUAUAAAAUAAUAAUGUUUUUGUAUUAUAUUUUAUUUUCAGUAUUAUAUACAAUCUCUAAAAUAUUUCUCAAGUUAUAAAAUCUUAUUCAUAUAUUGGGUUCAAUGAAUAGUUUUUAAGUAUUUAGAUAUUGGCUUUACUUUUGCUGUUAUUUGGUAUUUGCUGCCGCGUAUAGAGAUGACUGUUACUCUCAGUUAGAUUAUAGGAAUCGGGCUGAAUCAUCUAUAUAAUGUAUAUAGUGGCAUAUAUCUGUAUAAUAAGAUGUAUAGUAAGAAUGAUGAAAUGUACUUAAUAUCAUAUUUUUAUUACUUUAGCGUCUAUACCCACUAAUGUAGUCAAUAUCACGAUUUAUUUAUUAAUUAAGAUUAUUCUGCAAUUUUAUGUUUUUAAUUACUUUUAUCGCUUGACCAAUUUCAACUUAAUUUACCAACCUCCCUGUUUUGUAAAUGAAGAAAGAAAAAUAAACAAUUCUCACAAUCAAAAUACUAGCUGUAAUUGCAAAUUGUAAAAUUUUCUAUAGAAAAUGUUUUUGCUUUCCAGUCUUUUCUAGAAAAAUUUACAAUUUAUAAAUAUUACCAUUAGUACUUUGCUAGCGUUGUUUUGGUAAUGUUAAGUUUUAACAGAAUUGACUGUAGAACAUACACCAUGUUAUUUAAGUUUCUACUAACCUUUUAGAUUGUAGUAAAUUAUACUGCCUCCCUAGAUCAGCGGUAUAAUGCAAAGCGUGGAGGUGAAUUAGUUUAUGCCGUCAAUUAUAUUGUUCCUUACUAAGUUUGUGUUGCAAUGUAAAUAAUUAUACAGAUUUACUUUUGUAGCUAUUGCAGAUUCUAUAUCUUACAAAUCCUUGAAAAGUAUAAUAAAAUGAAAUUUCAUAAAAUUCAGGUUAUUCUAUAAAAUCACUUCCAAUAUUAAUUUAAAAUUCUAUCCAAUCAAAUUACAAGAACAAUGUGCCGACAUUAUUAACCCAACCCAACCCUUUUGGGACAUAUAUAUAUUAUGACCCAAAUACAUAAGCCUCAAACUUAGAAGCUGAUCAGCAUUAUUAGUAGAAUCUAUACUUUGAAUAAAGUAGUUGCUAUGUUUGAGUGCCGUUUGUGUGGGCUUUUUCCUAUUUUAUUCUAGCUUAACUAACAUACCAAGUCAAUUUCAUUUUUUUUGCCCCAGUACCAUUUUGAUAUCCAAACUUAAUGUCUGCAUGUUUCAGUGUAUUUCUCAAUAAUUUUUAAUACCUAUCUCCACUACUCAGUCUGUUAAGUCCUAGUUGAUUCCCAAGGUCCUGUAUUUGUUAAUACUAAAACGUUUUAUUAAAUCCCAUCAAUUUUAAAUGCACGUGUUUUACAGUUUAUUUUUUCGCACGAGCUUCGCAGUACGCAAUUUGGUGCUUUAUUUUAUGUAAGUCUAGAAGGCCCUCCAUGUGAGACGAUUUAAAGCUAUGUGAAAGAUGUACAUAAUGAUUUUAUGUAAAUUGGUUAAUAAAUAUGUGAGAAUGUUUAUAUAAUCA
Messenger RNA from Pieris rapae (cabbage white), 5601 nucleotides. RefSeq names its product AP-1 complex subunit gamma-1 (gene AP-1gamma). The transcript is spliced from 19 exons. Lineage: Eukaryota; Metazoa; Arthropoda; Insecta; Lepidoptera; Pieridae. The coding region runs from base 433 to 3045 and encodes 870 amino acids. Gene Ontology annotation, cellular component: AP-1 adaptor complex; membrane coat; Golgi apparatus. Gene Ontology annotation, molecular function: clathrin-cargo adaptor activity. Gene Ontology annotation, biological process: Golgi to vacuole transport; intracellular protein transport; receptor-mediated endocytosis. The record is from RefSeq and is a predicted model, not a curated record.